AUGCAGCAAGCGUUGUUCACAAUAUCCCAGCUGCAGCUGACUGCUUACCGCUAUCCUCCUCAAGGGACUGUAUAUAAUGGAGCGUCGUUUGACUUUGUGAUCGUGGGCGCGGGCUCAGCAGGCAGCGUGCUGGCCAACAGGCUCACGGAGGACCCGAGGGUGACGGUGCUGCUGAUAGAGGCUGGGCCUGACCCACCCAUUGAGUGCAAUAUUCCAGGACUGAUGAUUUAUGCUGAAUCAUCAUAUCUGAACUGGAAUCAUGAAACUGAACCUGAUGAUCAUACGUAUCAAUGCUUGCGGAAUCACAAGUACCCCGUAGGUCAUGGCAAAGUCUUAGGAGGAAGUAGUAGUAUCAACGGCAUGUAUUAUGUACGGGGAGUUCCUGAAAACUACGACUCAUGGGCCGCAAUCACCAAAGAUGCUUCGUGGAACUACGCAAAUGUGCUCCCAUAUUUCAAAAAAAGCGAACGUCUGGAAGAUCCAGCAAUAUUACAUUCACGUUAUCGAAAAUAUCAUGGAACUGAUGGUUACAUGAAAAUCACCAAAGUAAUGAACAGUGAAAUGAAACUUUUCAAGGAUGUGUUUAAGGAAAUUGGCUACAAAUUAUUCCCUGAUAUAAAUGGUGAUCAGUAUAUUGGAUUUUCUGAACAAUUAAUAACGCUUGCUGAUGGUCUACGACAGAGUACAGCUAACGCUUUCCUAUCUCCAAUAAAACACCGUCCAAAUCUACAUGUUUUGAAAAAUACUUUUGCAACAAGAGUUAUUAUAGACAAUUAUAAAGCUACAGGUGUGAUAAUAACUGACAACAAUAAUAAAACUUUGACAGUCAAAGCAAACAAAGAAGUGAUAUUAUCAGCAGGGGCUAUAAACACACCACAACUACUUCUUUUAUCCGGUAUUGGUCCAAAAGAACAUUUAGAGAGAUUUAAAAUGACCGUGAUAGCAGAUCUUCCUGUAGGAUAUAAUCUGCAAAAUCAUCAAUAUAUAUUUUUGGCUAUCAAAAUGCCGAGUACAGAAACGACGCCUAAAACUGUAAAUCCUUACGUCUAUAACUCAUUAUUGGCCACAGGGUACCUGACAAAAAAUGGAAGUUCUCCUGACUACCAAGCAGCGUUGCAAGUAGUAGACGCUGCUGGAUUUACUGCAAACCUUGUGGUAUUUAAUUUUCAACCGACUUCAAAAAAGGAGGAGUGUAGGUUUUUUGGAGUCGGUUUUAUUUUUUUUUAUGAUAACAAAACUUGUGAAUAUUUCUAUAAUGAGCUAAAAGAUAAAAAAGUUUUAAAUAUAGCAGUGGCAAGUUUUAAAUUUAAAACUCGUGGAAGAGUUUCACUAAAAAGUUUGGACCCGAGACAGAGUCCUUUAAUUACUUUGAAGCCAUUUUUGGAAGAAAGUGAUUUAGAAGAUGCGAUCAGGAACGUAGAAGACAUCGUUAGGAUUGUUAAUACGACUUAUAUGAAGAAUAUUGGUGCGGAGUUAGUAACAUUACCUAGUUGUGAGGACUUUGUAGUGGGAAGUAAAGAGUAUUGGAGGUGUUACGUACAAUGUAUGGUCAGUUCUGGGUACCACUUUGUGGGGACCAGUGCUAUGGGCUCCGUGGUGGACAGCCGGCUGCGCGUGCGCGGCGUGGAUAGGCUGCGCGUGGUGGACGCUAGCGUCAUGCCCACCAUCACCAGUGGGAACACGAAUGCGCCCACUAUAAUGAUUGCGGAGAAAGCCGCUGAUAUGAUAAAGGAAGACAAUAAUAUGCGUGUUUGUAGGAGGGUGUAAAUGUUAACAAGUUUAAUACAAAUUAUUGUCCUCAUCAUUUUGAUGGUACUUACGUACUACUUCAGUUGUUAUUCAAAUUUUCAAUUUAGUUGUUAAAGGUGUAACGUGUUAAUUGUAAUUUUCAGUAAUAUGUCAAUGAAAUAAAUUGGCUAAUCAUAAUAUCGA
This is a messenger RNA of Ostrinia nubilalis (European corn borer), 1932 nucleotides long. Its product is annotated as ecdysone oxidase-like. The transcript is spliced from 4 exons. The record is from RefSeq and is a predicted model, not a curated record. Gene Ontology annotation, molecular function: flavin adenine dinucleotide binding; oxidoreductase activity, acting on CH-OH group of donors. Bases 1 to 1767 code for a protein of 588 amino acids. NCBI's taxonomy places the organism in Eukaryota, Metazoa, Arthropoda, Insecta, Lepidoptera, Crambidae.